Sander lucioperca (pikeperch) is the source of this 4138-nucleotide messenger RNA. RefSeq names its product integrin, alpha V (gene itgav). NCBI's taxonomy places the organism in Eukaryota, Metazoa, Chordata, Actinopteri, Perciformes, Percidae. The coding region runs from base 341 to 3487 and encodes 1048 amino acids. Gene Ontology annotation, molecular function: integrin binding. The record is from RefSeq and is a predicted model, not a curated record. Gene Ontology annotation, cellular component: external side of plasma membrane; integrin complex. The transcript is spliced from 32 exons. Gene Ontology annotation, biological process: angiogenesis; cell adhesion mediated by integrin; cell-cell adhesion.
ACACACUUCUAGGCAUAAUAGUCGCGGCCCCUCCCCGUGCUUGUUCCCGUGUUUCUCCAGCUUUCAUCGGCUAAAACAGGCAAACGGACCGCCGGCCAGAACCGGACCGAACUUGGGCUCUUUUUCUCCGGUCACAAACGGCUUCAGUAACCCCGGAAGUGGCGGUUUAUGACGCACUUGUGUUGUUUCGCCCUGCGGUAAUGGAGGAGAGCUUCUGUUAGCUUUUAAAUCAUUUUAAAGUGACUCUGUGGGUGGUUAGCUAACGCCACUGCUCCACUUGCAGCAUCUUGCUCGGUUGUUUUGGUCGGUUAACCCUUGGAGGUGUUCAGUAUUAGCAGCCAUGCAGGCGGGAGGAUUCAGGACGGUUCUGGGACUAAUGGUGCUGCUGUGUUUGGGUUUCCAUCGCGGCGGCUCCUUCAACCUGGAUGUGGACAAACCCUCCGUGUUCUCCGGUCCGGAGAGAAGCUACUUCGGCUUCUCGGUGGACUUCUUCAAGCCCUCAAACAACCUGAACUCCGAUGUUCUGGUCGGAGCGCCGCGGGCGAACGCCUCGUCUACCGGCACCGUUGUGGAGAGAGGCGCCGUUUACAGCUGUCCCUGGAAGAGCUCCUCCGCCUGCCAGCAGCUGCUGUUCGACAGCUCAGAUGACAGGAAGAAUGGCCAAGGAGCUCAGAUGGAGUUUAAAUCCAAGCAGUGGUUCGGUGCCUCGGUACGAUCUGAUGGAGAACACAUCCUGGCCUGUGCUCCGCUGUAUCAGUGGUCGACCUUCGGCGUGUCUGAGCGAGAGCCGGUGGGAACGUGUUACCUGAAGAAAGGAGCGACCGUGGUCGAGUACUCGCCCUGCAGAUCAAGCGCUAACUCUCCUGAGGGGCAGGGCUUCUGCCAGGCCGGCUUUAGUGUCGACUUCCUCAAGAAGAGCAACAGAGUGGUGGUGGGAGGACCUGGCAGCUUCUACUGGCAGGGUCAGCUGAUUUCUGAUGACGUCUCAGAGAUUUUUGCCCGCUUUGACCAAAAAUACAUCACUCCGUACGGAAACACCCUCGCCACCAAGUCGGCUAGUGCUCAGUACGACGACAGUUACCUAGGAUACUCUGUGACUGUCGGAGACUUCAACUACGAUGGAAAAGAAGAUUAUGUGACCGGAGUACCUCGUGGAGACAAGGCGCUGGGUUAUGUGAACAUCUUCAACGGCCUGAACAUGGAGUCCAUGGUGAACUUCACAGGAACACAGAUGGCGGCCUACUUUGGACACUCUGUGGCAGCUUCUGAUGUUAAUAAUGACGGUCUGGUGGAUCUGUUUGUUGGAGCUCCUCUCUUCAUGGACAGAGGGUCAGACGGGAAACUGAGGGAGGUGGGACAGGUGUCGGUGUACAUGGGUCGUGGUGGAUUUUCCUUCCACCCACCUCAGUUGCUCACAGGGUCGGAUUUUUACGCCAGAUACGGUUCGGCCAUCACAGCGCUGGGAGACCUGAACAUGGACGGAUACAACGAUGUUGCCAUCUCUGCUCCGUACGGAGGCCCCGACCGUCAAGGUUUAGUCUACAUCCACAACGGCCGCCCCCAGGGGCCCGACCCCUCACCUUCCCAGGUCCUGCAGGGCAAGUGGGCGUCCAGCUACAUGCCUGCUAGCUUCGGAUACUCCAUGACUGGAAAUACUGACAUAGACCAGAAUGGAUAUCCAGAUUUAAUAGUGGGAGUGUUCGGAGCAGACAAAGCUGUUUUAUACAGAGCUCGUCCAGUGAUCAGUGUGAACGCCACGUUAGACAUGGCUCCUCAGAUUAUAAACCCCGAGGAAAAGACCUGCACACUUCCUGGUACCACCACGCUGGUGUCCUGUUUUAAGGUGAAGUACUGUCUGAAGGCCAGCGGCCGCGGAGCUCCAGCUACUCUCAAUUUCCGUGUGGACCUCCUGUUGGACCGUCUGAAGCAGAAGGAGGCGACCAAACGCGUCCUCUUCCUGUACACGAAGACCUUUCAGUACUCCAAGAACAUGACGGUGGGCAACGGCAAAGGCCCCGCCUGCGAGGAGCAGGACGUCUACCUGAGGGACGAUCGGGAGUUUCGGGAUAAGAUCACUCCCAUCUCCGUGGCGAUGGAGUACAGUCUGGACUACCAGCGAGCAGCGGACCCAACCGGACUGCUGCCCAUCCUGGACGUGUCGACGCCGUCCAACAUCACCAAGCAGGCUCACAUCCUGUUGGACUGUGGAGACGACAACAUCUGUAAACCCAACCUAAAGUUGUCGGUGAAGAGCGACCGUCAGCAGAUAUACAUCGGUGACGACAACGCUCUGACUCUGGAGAUCAGCGCCGAGAACCAGGGAGAGGGAGCCUACGAGGCCGAGCUGCACGUCUACCCUCCGCAGCAGGCCGACUUCACCGGCGUAGUCCGCAGUCAGACCCUCAGCCGGCUGUCCUGCGCUUACAAGAAGGAGAACCAGACCAAGAUGGUGGUGUGCGACCUGGGAAACCCCAUGAAGGGAGGAACCAAGGUGGUGGCGGAGUUGAAGUUCAGCGUGCACCAGCUGUCGGAGGAGGACACGUCGGUGAAGUUCGACCUGCAGAUCGUCAGCUCCAAUCAGUUCGACAACACCAGUCCUCGAGUGUCCAGCAUCACCAGUCUGGCUGUCCUCGCUAAAGUCUCCAUCAGAGGGACAUCGUCCCCCGGUCAGGUUCUGCUUCCCAUCGCCAACUGGAAAACUAAAGAGCCCCCUGUGGUCGGAGACGACAUCGGACCACUCAUAGUACACGUCUACGAGCUGCUGAACAGCGGGCCCAGCACCAUCAGCAAGGCGUCUCUGGAGGUGGAAUGGCCGUCCCGGUAUAAGAACGGCUCGCUGCUCUACAUCACCAGCUUCGACACGGACGGACCCAUCAACUGCACCUCCGACACGGAGAUCAACCCGCUCAACGUCUCGAACCCGUUGUCCUCGGCGAAGAACACAAGCGGCGUUCCCCCCAGAGAACGAGAGACGGAGGGACGGAACCGAAACAGCGCCCGCAAGAAGAGAGACCUGGAGUCAAGAGACACAAACAACGACCUGCAAACACUGGACUGCAGCACAGCGGUGUGUCUGCGGCUGAAAUGUCAGGUCGGUCGUCUGGAGAGGAGUAAGAACGCCAUCCUCUUCAUCUACUCCAGACUGGCUGUCAGCAACUUCCUCAGGGCGGAGAAUCAGAACCGUUCUUACGUGGUACGAUCGACAGCCUCCUUCAGUGUCAUCGAGAUGCCGUACAAGAACCUGGUGUCAGAGCUACCGUCCAACAGCACCACUGUGAGUGUGUCGGUGAUGUGGCUGGCGGACGAUGCUCAGCCGGUCCCGGGCUGGGUCGUGGCUCUGGCGGUGCUGGCAGGACUGCUGCUGCUGGCGCUGCUCAUCUUCAUCAUGUACAAGUUGGGUUUCUUUAAGCGUGUCCGGCCCCCGCAGGAGGACUGCACAGAGAAGGAGCAGCUGCAGCCGGAGGAGAACGGGAACACCGACGCCUAGACGUCCAACUGUCGGUUCAGACAGGACGCAUUCAGGGUAAAACGGGCAGAGAGGUUCACUGUGUUCACUGUAGAGAGGCAGAUUAUGGUACUGGCUUACACUUCUAUAAAGGUUGUUUUGUUUUUUUAAACUCGUCAUGUUGUGUUUGUGCCAAAAGAGAAGCUCCACCUGAGAUGCACUGGUCACAGAUGAAAUCCUCAAAACUCCAAUUUAAUAUUUUAAAGUUAACGGAACGUUGUGGGAAAAUUAAACUUAUUUGCUUUGUCUCCGAGAGUCAGAUGUUCCUCUCUCAAGUCUGUAUAGUCAAUAUGAAGAUAAAGCUUAGGUUAGCUUAGCUUAGCAUAAAGACUGAAAACGGGGGGGGGGGGACCCUGGCUCUUACACAGAUAUCUGAUCAACUGGAUACAUCGUUGGAGUCGGAGUCCCCUUCAUUCCUCUGAUAGCUGCCCAGUGGCGCAUGAAGCCAAAAAAGUUGAAAUUCCUUGUAUAAAAUGACCCAAAUAAUCGGUGUCGCUUCCAUUCCGUGUGUCUCGUAGAGCCAACUACUUUCUUUUCAGCACUCCGCUAACUUGAAUGCAGAUUAAAUGAUUUAAUGGUGCAGCUCUUCUAAACUUUCCAAAUGUUAUCGGACCGAAUGGAUUAGGGAUGCAC